Molecule: messenger RNA, 990 nt
Organism: Penicillium salamii
Lineage: Eukaryota; Fungi; Ascomycota; Eurotiomycetes; Eurotiales; Aspergillaceae
Source: the annotation of a GenBank genome assembly
AUGGACCCCUCACAAGUCAAGAUCCCACCGAUGAAAGACCAAACGGUCGACAACAUCACCGACAAUGUAAUCACCAUCAACUCACUCUGCGAAGACGAGCGCAUGAAAUACAUCCUCGAGCGCCUCGUCACCCACCUCCACGAUUUCGCCCGCGAAACCCGCCUCAGCAGCGACGAAUGGAUGACCGGCCUCCGCUUCUUGACUGAAGUAGGCCAAAUCUGCACAGACGUCAGACAAGAAUACAUCCUCCUCUCCGACGUCCUGGGCCUAUCCAUCCUCGUCGACUCAAUCGACCACCCCAAGCCCAAAGGCUCAACAGAAGGAACUGUCCUAGGUCCCUUCCACACACACGAUGCAGAGGAAAUGCCACCCGGUGACUCCAUGUCCCAUGAUCCCAAGGGCGAGCCUUUGCUGGUCGUUUGUACAUUGAAGGAUAUGGCUGGCCGGCCGAUUGAGGGCGUGAAGAUCGAUAUCUGGGAAACGGAUUCUACGGGCCAUUAUGAUGUUCAGUAUGCGGGACGUGAGGGUCCUGAUGGUCGGUGUAUUAUGCGGUCGGAUGGAAGUGGUGUCUUUUGGUUUAAGGCGAUUACUCCGGUGCCGUAUCCCAUUCCACAUGAUGGGCCUGUGGGUCGAUUGUUGAAGAAAUUGUAUCGUCAUCCGUACCGUCCGUCGCAUAUGCAUUUCAUGUUCGAGAAGGAGGGUUAUGACCAUUUGAUCACUGCUCUGUACCUGCGGAAUGAUCCGUAUGAGACCUCUGACGCAGUCUUUGGUGUCAAAGAUUCAUUGACGGUGGAUAUUGGGAAGGCUGAUGCGGAGAUCGCGAAGAAGUAUAAUGUUCCUGAAGGCCAUGCGCUGCUGACUUAUGACUUUGUGUUGGUGUCUGAUGAGGAGACGAGUCAAUUGCGCGCUCACAAUUCUAAGAUUGCGUUGGACAAGUUGGGCCGGAAGGUGAAGAUUGUUAAUGGUCUUCCUAUCCCUGACUUGGACUAG